Messenger RNA from Lactuca virosa, 405 nucleotides. Lineage: Eukaryota; Viridiplantae; Streptophyta; Magnoliopsida; Asterales; Asteraceae. The record is from the annotation of a GenBank genome assembly.
AUGGCCAGAGCACAGGACCUGAGAUGCGAAACAUGGAAAUGCAAUUUGCAUUCUGUAUUUUCGUUUUGUUGGAUUUUUGUGGUGUUUCCAAAAUAUCGACUCAGAUUUUUGUUAAAAAUAUCAUCUUCCAAAUCUUAUUCAUCAUUUCAACUGGAGAAAGUUCCUGACUUGGAUGCCGGAAAUGCCCUUUUCUGGGAACCUCCUCUUGACAUAUUGUCUGAAUCAAGAAUUAGUUCAGGGCUAAAAGUUUGCGAAAUCUCCAUUCCUUCACAAUCGACUACAUGCACAACAACACCCCUGAAAUUUAAACCGGAUGAACUUUUUGGAUCGGCAUCACUGAUUCCAUUCCGACGAGAGCAUCUGGAUGCCGUUCCUACAUCUUCAGAGAGAUUAAGAAAGCAAUAA